CACCGCACUCCCGGCUGCCGCUCCCGCCGCUCCCGCUCUCCAGCCGCUCCCCUCUGCGGCUGCCGCGCGCCUCGCCCCGGGCGGCCCAGCGCGCUCCUCCGACGCCGAGAUGAAGGUGCUGGGACACAGGCUCCAACUGCUGACAGGGCUUCUGCUCCACGACAUGACCAUGGCUGGGCUGCAGGAGCUGCGAUUCCCUGAGGAGAAGCCCCUGCUCCGUGGCCAGGAUGCAUUGGAACUGGAUAACCCCGACACCUUCCUCUCAGUUGUGGACACAGACUGGAAGGAACACGACAUUGAGACGCCUUAUGGCCUUCUGCAUGUGGUGAUCCGGGGCUCCCCCAAAGGAAACCGCCCAGCCAUCCUUACCUACCAUGACGUGGGCCUCAAUCACAAGCUGUGCUUCAACACCUUCUUCAACUACGAGGAUAUGCAGGAGAUCACCAAGCACUUUGUGGUGUGCCAUGUGGACGCCCCUGGGCAGCAGGUGGGGGCGUCACAGUUCCCUCAGGGGUACCAGUUCCCCUCCAUGGAUCAGCUGGCUGCCAUGCUCCCCAGCGUGGUGCAGCACUUUGGGUUCAAGUACGUGAUUGGCAUUGGAGUGGGAGCCGGAGCCUAUGUGCUGGCCAAAUUUGCACUCAUUUUCCCCGACCUGGUGGAGGGGCUGGUGUUGAUGAACAUUGAUCCCAAUGGCAAAGGCUGGAUUGACUGGGCCGCCACCAAGCUCUCCGGCUUGACCAGCACCUUACCGGACACAGUACUCUCGCACCUCUUCAGCCAGGAGGAGCUGGUGAACAACACAGAGCUGGUGCAGAGCUACCGGCAGCAGAUCUCAAACGUGGUGAACCAGGCCAACCUGCAGCUCUUCUGGAACAUGUACAACAGCCGCAGAGACCUUGACAUUAACCGGCCUGGGACGGUGCCCAAUGCCAAGACGCUCCGCUGCCCGGUGAUGCUGGUAGUCGGAGAUAACGCACCUGCUGAGGAUGGGGUGGUUGAGUGUAACUCCAAACUGGACCCAACCACCACGACCUUCCUGAAGAUGGCAGAUUCUGGUGGUCUUCCUCAGGUGACACAGCCAGGGAAGCUGACUGAGGCCUUCAAAUACUUCCUGCAAGGCAUGGGCUACAUUGCACACUUGAAGGACCGAAGGCUGAGUGGAGGAGCAGUGCCCUCAGCCAGCAUGACACGCCUCGCGCGCUCACGCACCGCAUCCCUCACCAGCGCCAGUUCUGUGGAUGGCAGCCGCCCACAGCCCUGCGCCCACUCAGAGAGCAGUGAGGGCAUGGGCCAGGUCAACCACACCAUGGAGGUGUCCUGCUGAAGCCCUCGCCCUGCACAAGACGCCUGCUUACCUGCCCCCAGGUCCCACUGCCAUCUCCGCAUCGGCUCAUCUUCCCUUUAGUUUAUUUUUGUGAGAGUGAAGGGGAGGAAAUGGGGUUACUUCUCUUUUAUUUAAAAAAAAAAUGAGGGGAUCCACCUUAGAAAAUACAGCAGAACAGUCUUAGAUGGUGCAGGGGCUCGCCUUACAUACUCCAUCUCACUCAACGUGCUCACUGGUUGAUUUGGCCCCUCUCAUCAGCCCACCAUGGCCCUGGGAUGGGGCCAGGAGAUAGGACACAGUACUGAAGAAAGAGCAUGGCCCACCCUCGGGGGCUGGAAGAUGUGAAGACAGCAGGGGGUCUGAAGAUGGUGGGUGCUGAUCUUAGGCUCUGAUGUGGGUAGGAGUCAGACCAGUUGGGAGCCCUAGACCUCAGAGGGUCCCUUUUCUAUAACCCCUGCACCAAGCACACCUGUUCUGAUGAAAGGAAGGGACAAUCAUGAGGACCAAGGCCACAAGAGGGCGCUUUAAGCAGCUCUUUUCCUGGCACUCUCUGGGCAGGACAGGUGCUGAAGGAAGAAUAUGGAGAGCCCCAAGGGCAGAAACCCCCAUACUCCGCCACCCCAGGACCAGGUCCCAUCCUGAGGAUAAGAUCACCUGGUCUCCUGUCCUUUGUGUGUUGUUUGUAGCAGAAUUUCAUGAUGACCCCUUUGGGAGUUGGCAGGGGCUGAAGAGUCCUAUAGGCCCCUCUUGUCUCAGAUACCACCAAGAGUGUUUGUGGUGGGGCCCUAGUCAACCUGGGCCAGAGUGUCACAGGUGCCACUUGAGAAGUGAGUUUAUUAGAGAGAUCUGGCCCAAGACAGAAAGAUACUAUGACCUCUGCCUGCUGGAGGGGUUGGAGAUUGCCUGGUCCUUGGGUGGGAGAUGGCAGUCCUUGAGGUGAACAUAGGUAGAGGCCAAAGGCUCUCAAUGCCCCCAGCCUCCUGCAACCCAUAACUAUGCUGUUUUCCUGUCUGCCCACCUUCCCAAGUAGAUUCUUCCAGCCCAGAAAUUGGAGCCAUUGCUUCAGCUUGGCCAUUCAUUUUCACCCACUGUCACGCCCAGAGGAGAAAGCCCUAAAAGCAAGAAGAGCUGUGCCUGUAGGGGUGCGUCGUGUGGUGUGGGUGUGAACACCCACAUCUGUGGCACAUGCCACCCCUUUCUGUAAUAACCGUAAGCCAUUUCCAGCGUGCUCUAGAGUCCCCGGUUCUGUUCACGUGCUUCCGAGAAUACUGAAUGUGACUGUUUGAAGCUGGUAGAAUUAAUCCCUUACAGUAGAUAAGCACUGAGUAUUGGACAUCUUCUUGCUGUGUUCCUAAGAUAUCUAUAAAUACCUAUACAUUAUAUAUAUAUCUGUAUAUCAGGUUCUCCUGUGUGUGUGCUUUCCCACUGGUGGUUGUUUCCUCUUUGGUCAAGGUGAACUUUUAAUGGAGUUCAUUACUUUCCUCUCUGUACAAAGAGCCUAAUUUUGUGUAUUCUGGUGGCUGAUAAAGAGAUUUUGAGGUGACAAAAUGCAAAACAAAAACCCCUGUUGAUGUAGAAAGUUAACUGUGCAGAAAAACUAAUAAAGUAAUUAAGUGUA
Molecule: messenger RNA, 2942 nt
Organism: Meriones unguiculatus (Mongolian gerbil)
Lineage: Eukaryota; Metazoa; Chordata; Mammalia; Rodentia; Muridae
Gene: Ndrg4
Product: NDRG family member 4
Exons: 17
Coding region: 110-1324 (404 amino acids)
Biological process (GO): brain development; positive regulation of ERK1 and ERK2 cascade; signal transduction
Cellular component (GO): cytoplasm
Source: RefSeq, a predicted model, not a curated record